Molecule: messenger RNA, 2751 nt
Organism: Megalops cyprinoides (Indo-Pacific tarpon)
Lineage: Eukaryota; Metazoa; Chordata; Actinopteri; Elopiformes; Megalopidae
Product: RILP-like protein 1
Exons: 8
Coding region: 282-1670 (462 amino acids)
Biological process (GO): cilium assembly
Cellular component (GO): ciliary basal body; cytoplasm
Molecular function (GO): protein dimerization activity
Source: RefSeq, a predicted model, not a curated record
UUUAUGUUGACUGCAAUGUGUCCGAAGAGUGGAUAACAGCAGAUUUUGGAUUGCCAUGGAACGGAGCCAACAAAUUGGUGUAAUUAUUUGUCAAAUCCAAUGCUUCUCAGAUCGGUGGCAAAAUGGACAAGCACAUAGCGAUUUCUGCGAUACCCAGUGACGAGUUAUUCUAAAAACUAGGUCUGCGAAAAGACGCAUAAACACGGAGUGCUUGGUAAGGGAACUUUGUUGUGGCGAAGGAAAUACGGCAGGAGAACAGGAACUACUUUGUUGAGAAAAUCAUGGAAGAUUUUGGGUCAGCGUUGGAGAAGAAUGCCGCGGAUUUGACAGUAAUGGACGUAUAUGACAUUGCUGCGGUCGUGGGACAGGAGUUCGAACGGAUUAUUGAUCAAUAUGGGUGCGAGGCGUUGUCGCGACUGAUGCCCAAAGUGGUUCGCGUGCUGGAGAUCCUGGAGGUCCUGGUCAGCCGAAACAACAUCAGCCCGGAGACCGAGGAGCUGCGACUGGAGCUAGACCGGCUGCGACUGGAACGGAUGGACCGACUGGAAAAAGAGAAGAAGCACCAAAAGGAGCUGGAGCUGGUGGAGGACGUGUGGCGGGGCGAGGCCCAGGACCUGCUCUCACAGAUUGCCCAGCUGCAGGCCGAGAACAAGAGCCUGCUCACCAACCUGUCCCUCAAAGACUGCCCUGUGACCGAGGAGGAGCUGCACAGGCAGGAGGGUGUGUCUGAGAGGGAGCGGCAAGUGAUGAAGAAGCUGAAGGAGGUGGUGGACAAGCAGAGAGAUGAGAUCCGGGCCAAAGACCGGGAGCUGACACUGCGCAAUGAGGACGUGGAGGCGCUCCAGCAGCAGCAGAACCGGCUGAUGAAGAUCAACCACGACCUGCGGCACAAGAUCACGGUGGUGGAGGCGCAGGGCAAGGCCCUGAUCCAGCAGAAGGUGGAGCUGGAGGCCCUCUCCCAGGCACGGCAGCAGGAGCUGGGGGAGCUGCAGCGGGAGGUGGCCAAGCUGCGGGAACGCCUGCACGGGGAGCCCAGCCACAAUGGGGAGGAGCCCCCGCCAUCACCGCCCCAGCUCUCAUGCGCAGAACGUGCAGGUGUUCAGAGCUCCAUUUGGGCUGAAUGUGGUGGAGACGCAGAGUUCCUGGCAGAGUGCUUUGAGACAGGGGGGGAUCUCUCCCUCUUCCCUGGCUUUGUGGAUGGGGUACCUGAGGAGGAGGCGGAGAAUGGGCAAGAUUAUGGUGAUGAGGACAAGGAGGUGGAGGAGGCAGUGUUGUUAUGGGAGGCGUGUGAGGAGGACACUGCAGGAGAGAAGGGUGCCCUUGACCUGAAAGACCCCAACCGACCCCGCUUCACCCUCCAAGAACUGCGUGAUGUCCUGCAUGAGAGGAAUGAGCUCAAAGCCAAAGUGUUCAUGCUGCAAGAGGAGCUAGCUUAUUACAAAAGUGAAGAACUGGAGGAAGAAAUGGGGCCCCCACCUCCGGUCCCUUCCCCAGUGCUGCGGUCCAAUGUUCAGCCCGAGUCAGGGAUCAAACGUUUGUUUAGCUUCUUCUCCAGGGACAAGAAGCGUAGCUCACAGAGAAACGCAGGAUUUGAGGAGAACGUUGGUGCGUGGGCUAGGAAGGAUGAUGUGUACACAGAGCAGGCCCAGGAGGCAUUGCAGCACUUGUAACCGUGGACACUGACAGAUAUAAUCCCUGUAAACUGGGCCUGUGACACUAACGCUGCUAGGAUUAGCUUUUGCACGCCUGAAACUGCCAAAAGGACGAGCACAUCCCCAUCAGAGAGAAACAAGACCUGCCGCCAGGGGGUGCACUGGUACAGUGGUGUUAUCAGCGGUACCAGCAGCCACAGAGUUGAUGUUUGUCAUUUUAAUUGCCCAGCGUGUGUGUGCGGGGUGUGGGCUGUGCUCUGUAUGGGCAUUGUGCAGAGUUGUCACUUACCAGCACAACUUAAAAUGCUGAGAAGGAAAUACCAUGCAAAACAAAACAGCCAGCUCCCACUUCAUUGUGUUAGACUAUAGCAGUAGGGUGAAUGGGUCUGUAUUGCUGGACUGCAGCUGUGUAGACUGACAGAGGAGUGAAAUGGGAACAUAACUAAAAGAACCCUUAGAUGCAGUCUUUCUAUACAAUACAAUCAGAUUCAGACAAUAUUGUGAAGAAUUGCGGCAUUUCACUUUCAGUUAACUCUACUUCUAGCAGUAUUCCAGUGUUAUAAAAUAAAUCCAGAUUUGCCUGAGAAAUAUGAAGGAAAAAGGAAAUUUAAAAUAGAAACCCUGAAGGAAGUGUAAAAAGUGAUCACUAAAGUGGAGAGCAGGGUGCUGUGAGCGUCUAGUGCUAGAGCAACUGAUGCAGUAGAGUUGGAAAACAAUAGGUGAAUGAGGUUUCCCAGCUGUGCAUAGACACCACAUUUCAUAGAUCAGUAUUAUUACUAUUGUUAUGAUUAUUUCAAACUGAGUUUGUGCAUAAAUGACCAAUCCCCACAGUCUCUCAGCAGUGCUGUGUCUGUGUCUAUAUUGACGCUGUGCUUUGGACUUGAUGGCCAGGCAAAAUUAACUGAUGGUGUUUCUGGUGUCCAGUUGUCUAAGGUAGGGUAUUCUUAACUUCAAGACCUGAACUUACUUUAGAUCUUCCAAGCCUGCUCUGUGAACACUUGUGACUCAGAUUCUGUAUGUCUCAAAAGCGAAGGACUGCUUCCACUGCAUAAUGGUUCACAAAAUUAUUCACUGCUCAAGACAAAAAGACUCCUUGAUU